Aspergillus bombycis is the source of this 1554-nucleotide messenger RNA. RefSeq lists its product as uncharacterized. The record is from RefSeq and is a predicted model, not a curated record. Lineage: Eukaryota; Fungi; Ascomycota; Eurotiomycetes; Eurotiales; Aspergillaceae. The coding region runs from base 1 to 1554 and encodes 517 amino acids. The transcript has 2 exons.
AUGCCUUAUAAUACACGUCGAAAGUCACUGUCGCUUCCGUCGCUAGGGAUUCAUCUCCCUAGUGCCUCCCGCCGAUCCCCGUCGGCCUCGAAAUCGCCACACGCGACCGACGAGCAACUGCCUCCCUCCAAGAAAGUAAAGAGGUCGCACGACUCGUCUUCACUAUCUCCAGAGCCUACCUCGGUGUCGAUAUCGACCGCGAAGGAGCAGUUGCCUGUACGUUUGACUGGUCGGCGCGGGGCGUUUGAACAAACGCCACCCCCAUCGCCUAUUGAUGGAAGUGUCGCGCCCAAGAUCGACACCGAGGGUAUCAACGAUGAUAUUGUGGUCGGUGUGAUCGAGCAAUUGGAGAAGACAGGCAAUCGUCCGCAUUUGGUCAAAGAGCUCGCAGCCGUCCUAGUUGCGCUCAAUGAGAAUGUCGCAAAUUCCGCAAAUCCCGCCGCACUCCUUUCUUCCCGGUUGAGCACAUACAUGAAGCGUCCGUGGACGGCGCUCGCACCGUGUCCGCUGGCGAAGGAGCUCAUUCCAGUUCACCCUCGCAAAGUGUACUAUUACUUGACAACGCUACCUCGUCAACCUCUCCCUGAGAACUCGGAUGAUAUCAUCAUCCCGGGUGUGCUGGGGAAGAACAUCACUCCCAGCGUGUCCAGCGCUGACCUGGACGAGGAAGACGCGUUGGCGCGGGAACGAUCGCGCCUCAGCCCAAGCCCCGAGGUGGAUCUGUCCCCCCCGGACUUUGAGGAAGAGAAUAUUGAUCUAGACACUCGUGAUGAUAGCGUGGCGAGACAAUGUGCGACUGAUUUUGACCAUCAGCAUGCGCGCCUCAUGCACUCGAACCGGGCCGCUUCUCCUCCGCUGGAGGGUGAUGAGAAGGAAUUCACUCAAACGGCCAGUGCCGUUCGCGAGCGGGCCUCGGAGCAAAAAGCAAACCAGCUCGAAAAGGCCAAAGGUCCCUUCUCGGCCCUUUCAGAGGGGCUUAGUGAACUGGAUGAUGGGGCUAUGAGCAUCGCUGGAACUCCUGUUGAAGAUAGUCCUCUCUCGUCAAUCCAUGGGGACCGCAUGUCCGAUAGCCCGGAUGGCGACUACUUCUCCCACGGAGGCUUUGUGGAACAGCCUUCCCUACAGGAGCAGUUGCAACAACAGCAAGACCUCGACGAGGCAGCCGCGGUUGCUCUGUUUGGCACUUCUCCCUCCCCAUCCCUCACGUCCGUGGCCUCGUCACUCUCGUCUGGUACGAGUGUGGCUUCGGAUGACGGUCUGGAUGUCGAGGCGAACCCCGAUAGUGUGGCAAGCGCACCGCAGAUCAGUCUCCCCGAAGACCUCAUCAUCGAACCUGUCUCGGCAAUGAAGCGGUCCAUUGACAUGCUCAACAGCGGAGUUCCGGAUCUCGAUAUGAAGAUGUCGGAUCUGGUUGAACAGGACAGUAAGCUGUCUCUAGCCCCUAGGACCAUGGUAGACACAGAUGUCGAGAUGGUCUUCGAUUCCUGGAGAGAGUUGCAGAAUCCCGAGAGUGUCGAUGUCCACGAGCUCGAUGAGAUGUUCGGAGAGAUCUGA